Messenger RNA from Aspergillus puulaauensis, 591 nucleotides. RefSeq lists its product as uncharacterized. Lineage: Eukaryota; Fungi; Ascomycota; Eurotiomycetes; Eurotiales; Aspergillaceae. The record is from RefSeq and is a predicted model, not a curated record. The coding region runs from base 1 to 591 and encodes 196 amino acids. The transcript is spliced from 4 exons.
AUGGCGUACAAGCUUUCCGUCUUGCUUCUUGUCUGCUUGCUGGUCAUCACUAGCUAUGCAAAUGUAAAAUUUGCACACUUUGACGCUGUCCUGGAUGAGGAUGACUCGGAGGGACACUUGAACUAUUACGAUGUCGACAAGGCCCGUGCGAUGGAUGACCAUGGUUAUUUUGCCCGCGCCGAGCCAGCUACUGUCACUGUCACUAAAACUGUUUGUGGACCUGGGGCCUCUGAGGCACCCGGAGACUCGCCCAUCAUCUCACUUCCGGAGACGACUCUUGUGACGGACACCCCUGCACCAUCGCCUGCUCCCACAUUUGACCAGCCUCCAGCCUCUUCGGGAACUGACAGUGCUCCUCCGUCUGUCAAGCCUACUUCGACUGAAGCCCCCACCAGCCCCCCAGAAGGGCAUACAACCGCGCUCCAGACUAGCCUGCCUAGCUCUGCCGACGAGAGUGAAGCACCAACUGCGACUUCUGCGACUCCGAGCUCUACUACUACACCGAUUGUCAACGCUGGAUACACUGAGGGAGGAAUGAGCACUCUAGUUCUUGCAUUGACCCUGACCUUCAUUCGUCUCCUGGGGUUCUAG